Prunus avium (sweet cherry) is the source of this 1017-nucleotide messenger RNA. RefSeq names its product Late embryogenesis abundant (LEA) hydroxyproline-rich glycoprotein family. Gene Ontology annotation, biological process: defense response to other organism. Gene Ontology annotation, cellular component: plasma membrane. The record is from RefSeq and is a predicted model, not a curated record. Lineage: Eukaryota; Viridiplantae; Streptophyta; Magnoliopsida; Rosales; Rosaceae.
UAUCUCCCUCUCUCUCUCUUUACCAAUUGCCAUUCCACCUUGCAUCAACCCUCUCUCUCUCUCUCUCUUUCUGAACCAAGCCAGCUUUAUCUACUCUCCCAAAUACAAAAGCAAACACUUUUGUCCCUUCCUUUCUCUCUCAAAAAAAAAUUAUCAAACACCUUCUCCCUCUCUCUCUCUCCUACACAAACACCAUGGCAGACAGAGUCUAUCCUACAGCGAAACCGGCUACCUCGGCCCCCGCCACAGCAGCCAACCCCGCCUUCCCCGCCACUAAGGCCCAACUCUACAGCAACACGCGCCCAGCCUACCGCCCCCAACCCCACCACCGCCGCCGCAGCCGAAGCCGCUGCUGCUCCUGCUGCCUCUGGAUCAUCUUCCUCAUCCUCCUCCAGCUCGUCAUCGCCGCCGCCCUCGGCGCCGCCUUCUACAUCUUCUACCGCCCCCACCGCCCCUCCUUCUCCGUCACCUCCCUCAAGGUCCAAACUCUAAACUUCAUCACCAACUCCCACCUCACCUCCAGCUUCAACCUGAACAUCACCGCUCGAAACCGUAACAAGAAACUCGUGUUCAUCUACAACCCCAUGGCCAUCUCCAUCUUAUCCAACGACGUCGACAUCGGCGACGGAAUCAUACCUUCCUUUGUGCAUGGGAAGAAGAACACGACGCUGUUGAAGACAAAGAUCGCGAGCAGCGGGAAAGAGCUUCAGAGCAGUGAAGUGAGUACUUUGAAGGCUGACAUUAAGAGCAAAAGUGGGCUGCCAUUGAAGGUCAGGUUGGACACUAAAGUGAGAUUGAAGGUGCUUGGGCUGAAGACUCCAAGAAUUGGAAUUAGGGUUAACUGUGAGGGGAUUAGGGUUACUUCUCUUCCAACUGCUAAAGCUCCUGCCACUGCUUCUACUUCUAACGCUAAGUGUAAGGUUGACGUUAGAGUCAAGAUCUGGAAAUGGACCGUGUGAGGGGAAAUUGAAUUUGCAAAAUUAAAGAAAGAAAAGGAAAAGAAAAAAAGGUGUGUGA